Messenger RNA from Vollenhovia emeryi, 2198 nucleotides. Its product is annotated as cytochrome P450 9e2-like. The transcript has a single exon. The record is from RefSeq and is a predicted model, not a curated record. The coding region runs from base 151 to 1686 and encodes 511 amino acids. Gene Ontology annotation, molecular function: heme binding; oxidoreductase activity, acting on paired donors, with incorporation or reduction of molecular oxygen; iron ion binding. Lineage: Eukaryota; Metazoa; Arthropoda; Insecta; Hymenoptera; Formicidae.
CUACCUUCGCGCUAAGAAAUAAGCGUUUAUCCCCUCCCGACUGCGUUUUCAUGUACGGUCUAUGCGGCAAGCAUUACGCGUACAUAUUUAUAACGUACUACGCCUCGGCCGACGAAGCAUCUCGUGAGUCUGUUAUCCGAUCACAUCACAAUGGUUUCGACCUUUGUGCUAUUAUUGACAGCUCUGGGCGUCAUCUGCGUUCUGAAAAUUGCCUCUGUGAUACAUCGGAUGUAUUUUUACUGGAAAAAUAAGGGUAUACCUUAUAUGCCAAAUUCACUAUCGUCUUUUGUGAUGUCUUGGAAAGUGCUUUUGGGCUACAUUUCUUUCGCCGAUUAUAACCAGUACGUGUACAAUUAUUUCCCAAACGCUAAAUAUUUUGGGGCAAAUAGUCUUGGCACUAGUACCAUAUUCUUACGCGAUCCCGAGCUGAUUAAAGACACAUUGGUGAAGGAUUUUGAACAUUUUCCGGAUCAUGUCACUUUCGUUGAUGAAAACAUAGAACCGCUGUUUGGUAAAAACAUCUUUUCCUUACGUGGAGACCGUUGGAGAAAAAUGAGGAAUACGCUAAGCCCUUCAUUCACCGCCAGCAAGAUGAAGUUCAUGUUCGAUUUGGUAUCCAAGUGUUCUUACGAUUUCGUUAAUUAUUUGUUCGAUCAUCCAGAGCUCUGUCGUGAGAUCGAAACGAAGGAGGCCUUUGCACGAUACACCAACGAUGUAAUUGCUACUGCAGCCUUUGGAAUAAGUGUGAAUUCCAUGAAGGAUCGAGACAAUGAGUUCUAUUUAAGAGGAACGGAGGCUGCCAGUGGUUUCUCUGGAGUGUUAACGAUAGUUAAGAUGAUAGUCUUACGUUCGAGUUCAUGGCUUUUUCAAUUAAUGGGUCUAUAUUUUUUCUCGCCGGAGUCGUCCAAGUUUUUUAAGAAGAUCGUAACGGAAACUAUUAGAGAACGAGAAGAACGUGGUAUCGUCAGACCGGAUAUGAUCCAUUUGCUAAUGCAGGCUCGAGACAAGGACAGUGCUAGUGUAUCCAAAAUGACAUUAGAUGACAUCGUUUCGCAAGCCUUCAUCUUUUUCUUGGCCGGCUUCGACACCUCGUCGACCCUGAUGUGUUUCCUUGUUCACGAACUAGCGCUUAAUCGAGAUAUUCAAGAUCGUCUGCGCGAGGAGAUACUGCAGCAUCUUUCCGAGGGAAACGGUGAGAUUUCUUACGAAGCACUGUCGAAGAUGUCUUACAUGGAUAUGGUGGUUUCCGAGACUCUUCGAAAAUAUCCACCGGCAAUCUUUCUCGAUAGACUUUGUAAUAAGAAAUACGAACUUCCUCCAGCGCAACCAGGCAGUAAAAGUGUUAUUCUCGAACCUGAUACUGUAUUGAUGUUUCCCGCGUAUGCUUUACAUCGCGAUCCGAAAUAUUUUCCGAAUCCGGAUAAGUUCGAUCCUGAGAGAUUCAGCGAGGAGAACAAGGACAAUAUUUUACCAUACACUUAUCUACCAUUCGGUCACGGGCCUCGAAAGUGUAUCGGCAAUCGAUUUGCACUUAUGGAAACGAAGAUCCUGAUAGCUCAUCUUUUACAAAAGUUUACUUUAAAGACUGUAGAGAAAACUGUCGAACCUGUUGUAUAUUGUAAAAAUGAAUUUAACUUGAGAGCUGUUGACGGAUUCUGGAUUGGCAUGGAGAAAAGAGAAAUGUGAAAGUCUUAUGACAGGUACCUAAUUCUAUAACAUAAUUGUGUUUGUAAAAACAUUAUUAUAAACGUAAUAAUGUUUUGAACAUUAACUAUUUAUUCUACAUUUUCCAAAGACGAUUGACGUGUACAAUAAGAUUUUUGCAUCGUAUGCCAUUAUCAUUCAAUGCACCAACUGAAUGACUAAGUUUUUUACUAACAAGAAAUGAACAAAAUAUGAUAAAUAUUAUUAAUUGCUUAGACGUAUGCUUAGUUGUAUAACGUCCAGUUGUCGAGGAGUAACAGAAUAGAAAUGAUAAAGCUGGUAUAGUUAAUUCUUUAUAUGUGUUAGAGCAAUUAGUUUAUAGUGCGAACGUCUAUCUUAUUAUUUAUAUUUUUGAGACAGUUUCUCUAUUUUUAGUUCAAAUUACUUUUAUUUAAAAAGUCGUCAAUAAUGAUAUUACAAAUGCCAUAUAGUGACAAACGCGAAAUAAAAUUAUUAAUGACUGACUUAUUCAAGGCAUAAUAAAUUCACAAAGA